AUGGUAAACAAACGGGAAGGUUCCAAUUCUUACGUUGACGGCAACAAAAAGGUCAAGCUUGACAACGGUAAAAAGGAGGAUAUCGCCAUUGACUCCGAGUUGUUGGGCGACCAGUCCUCCUACACGAGUUCGGGCAACCAGGACCAGAAUGAUGUUAAGGAUGAGGAAGCUGCAGUUGCAGCAGCAGCCUCUUUGGUUUCUGAAGCUGACCCUGCCAAUGCUGCCGCUGCUGCUUUGAGCCAUCAGCAGCAAUCUCACCAGCACAGCCAUCAUCACCAACAACAACAACAGCAGCAACAGCAGCAACAACAGCAGCUGCAUGCCUUGCAUCAUAGGAUGUACGAUAAUGCCUACGGCUCCCUGGUUCACGCUGCCGCUGUCCAGCAACACCAUAGACCUGACCUGACGAUGUUGCAGCCAACGACAUUGCCUCCUCCAAACAACAGUAAGCCUCCUCAUGGUUCUGACGAAUGGCACCGUGUUAGACGCGAGAACCAUAAGGAAGUUGAAAGAAGAAGAAGAGAUCUGAUCAACGCGGGUAUUAAAGACUUGGCUGCUUUGAUUCCUACUCCUGAUACAAACAAGGCUCAAAUCUUGCAAAGAGCCGUGGAGUUCAUUAAGCGUUUGAAGGAGAAUGAGAACAACAACAUCGAGAAGUGGACUUUGGAGAAGUUGUUGACCGAGCAAGCUGUUAGCGAGUUGAAUGCUUCGAAUGAGAAGUUGAAGGCUGAGUUGGAGAGAGCUUACCGUGAGAUUGACUCUUUGAGAAGACAACUCGAUGAAAAACAGUAA
Molecule: messenger RNA, 792 nt
Organism: Candidozyma haemuli
Lineage: Eukaryota; Fungi; Ascomycota; Pichiomycetes; Serinales; Metschnikowiaceae
Gene: CBF1
Product: Cbf1p
Exons: 1
Coding region: 1-792 (263 amino acids)
Cellular component (GO): nucleus
Molecular function (GO): DNA-binding transcription factor activity; protein dimerization activity
Source: RefSeq, a predicted model, not a curated record